This is a messenger RNA of Orbicella faveolata, 672 nucleotides long. RefSeq lists its product as uncharacterized. Lineage: Eukaryota; Metazoa; Cnidaria; Anthozoa; Scleractinia; Merulinidae. The record is from RefSeq and is a predicted model, not a curated record.
CUUCACUUCAGUUAACUUCAAUUCAACUCAAUGCACUCCACUCUACUCCAGUCCAAUACCCAUCCAAUCCAAUCCACCGCUCUCCACUUUUCUUCUCUUUUCUUUUACUUCACUUCACGCCACUCCACUCUUCUCCACUCUACUCUACUCCACUCCACACUACUCCACUCCACUCAUCUCCACACCAUUCCACACCACUCCACACCACUCCAAUCCAAUCCAAUCCAUUCAAACCCACUUAACUUCUAUUCCCUUUUUCACCUCACUUCAGUUCACUUCUCUUCACUUCACUCCACUCCAAUCCAAUCGAUUCCAAUCCAAUUCUCCGCAGUUCACUUCUCUUCACUUUUUCUAACUUUAUUUCAAUCUUCUCCACUCCGCUACACGCCACUCUACUCUACUCUACUCUACUCUACUCUACUCUACUCUACUCUACUCUACUCUACUCUACUCUACUCUACUCUACUCUACUCUACUCUACUCUACACUACUCCACUCCACUCCAUUCUACUCUACUCUUCUCGGCUCCACUCCACUCCCCUCCACUCCAUUCUACUCCACUCCAUUACACUCUCACUUCACUUCACUUCACUUCACGUCACUCCACUCCACUCCAGUCCACUCCACUCCACUCCAGUCCACUCCACUCCACUCCACUCCACUCCACUCCAC